AUGAAUUUCCUAUACGUCUCCUUCUUUCUGCUCGUUCUGAACGAGGUUUCUGGACGUGCCACGCAGUCUUCGGAAUCUGAAUCUGUCUCUUCGUCGAGGUCUUCCUCUUCAGAAGAAAUGACAUACAACGAAAAAUCGGAACUUGAGGAAAUUAAUGAAAAGGCAUGGACCUUUUAAGAAUCAUGCCGCAUGGUUCUUAAACAUUGUCUUAAUUUUAACGCUUUAUUUUCAGGUGUUCAACUCGUCAAUUGAAGAUACAGAAACACUUGGAAAGACAGACUUGGAAAAGUUUGACAAGGGUCUAGAACUUGAUGCCAAGGAUUAUGUGACGAAAAGAGUUGACAACCACAUGAACUCGACCGAACGCGUUCGUAGAAAAGUGUUUAUUUGAAAAACAAUUUAAUUCCUGCUCAGCUUGACGAUGAAGACCUUGUUGUUCUCGAACAUUUUAAGAAAACCGGAGAUAGCCAAGAAGAAGAGCUUCACCAAAAGAAUGAAACUGUUCUCGGGAUCGAUACUUUUGGAGCACAAGGAAUUUGA
Messenger RNA from Caenorhabditis sp. 36 PRJEB53466, 540 nucleotides. The record is from the annotation of a GenBank genome assembly. Lineage: Eukaryota; Metazoa; Nematoda; Chromadorea; Rhabditida; Rhabditidae.